This is a messenger RNA of Hypoxylon fragiforme, 1999 nucleotides long. RefSeq names its product PIG-U-domain-containing protein. Gene Ontology annotation, cellular component: membrane; GPI-anchor transamidase complex. The transcript has 4 exons. The record is from RefSeq and is a predicted model, not a curated record. The coding region runs from base 173 to 1450 and encodes 425 amino acids. Lineage: Eukaryota; Fungi; Ascomycota; Sordariomycetes; Xylariales; Hypoxylaceae. Gene Ontology annotation, biological process: attachment of GPI anchor to protein; protein localization to cell surface.
GCCGACCACUGCUAAAGGUACCUGUCUACAUUUGACCACCGACAUUCAUUAAUCAUUAAUACUACCAAACAACCACAGACAACUCGUGUGAACAUUUACAAUAAUCCUCAAGUUUUGAUAACUUGAGUACCUAAACCUCUCCUUAAGCCAUCUAUGACGAUGGAAUUACAUUAUGAAUCACGGUAAAAUGCAUUUCCAGGAAACAGCCGGUCUAUAUGCCGCUGCUGCUCUGUUGCGAUUAGUACUCUUCGCUUUCUUUCCUGGACUUCCAGAUCUGUUGACUGCUCGCGUCGAGCUUUCAACUGCCGUGACAAGCUUCAAGAGACUGCAAGAAGGAUUGUUCCUGUAUAAUCACAAUGUUUCGCCGUAUGACGGCGGCGUGUACCAUCAGGCGCCUUUACUCCUCCCACUUUUCUCGCUGCUACCAGACCCAGCGACCUAUCCCAUAUUCGCAUAUAUCCUAUACAUAAUAGUCGAUCUACUAAGCGCCGAUGCGCUAUACAAAAUUGCCGAGUCGGGCGAAGCGAGCGCAUCGAGACUCUUCACCUCGGCUCGCAAAGAGAGAAAAUGGAGCGGCUACAUUGUCGCAGCUCUCUUUCUUUUCAACCCCUUCACCAUCGCGACAUGCAUGGCCCGUCCGACUAAUGUCUUCACCACAUGCGCCAUCCUCCACGCAAUAGCAAAGGCCGUAGCCGGCAACCCUUUUACCUCCAUGCUGGCCCUAUCCUUCGCGACCUACCUCUCGAUGUACCCCAUAUUACUCUUACCACCCUUGAUACUUCUAGCAUACGAUAGGCAGCACGCGUCGAAUAGGAUAUCGUCCUUACCACAAUUCUCUGUCGUCAAUAUUGCAGCAGUUGCGCUCCAAUUGUCGAUCUUAUUUCUAGGCUCCUAUCUCCUUAGCGGGUCCUGGGAGUUCCUAGCCUCAACCUACGGUAUCCAAUUAACAUUGACCGAUCUUACACCAAACGUCGGGCUAUGGUGGUACUUCUUCGUCGAGAUGUUUGACAGUUUCCGUGCGUUCUUCCUAGGUGUCUUCUGGCUACAUCUUUCGUGCUACGUAGGCGGGCUCUCCAUCCGUCUUCGCCCGCAGCCACUAGCCGUGCUUACACUCCUCCUGGGCAUAUUUGCUAUAUUUAAGCCCUACCCCAGCGUUGCCGAUACGACGCUAUUCCUCGGCAUGGUGCCACUAUUCAGGCACGUAUUCCCGCUCUUGCGGUACACCUUCGUGACCACGUCCACCGUGCUCUAUUCCACCUUUUUGGGCCCUGCUUUCUACUACCUGUGGAUCUACGCCGGCAGCGGCAACGCAAACUUCUUCUACGCCAUCACCCUCGUCUGGAGUCUUGGCCAGAGCCUGCUUGUUAGCGACCUCGCAUUUGCGCUACUCCGUGACGAGUGGGAGGUUGAACGCCCUGAGAUGGUGGGGAAGGAAAUCCGACAGAUCUAGUAGAUCGCGUUGGUGCUCGAUUCUUUCAAACCUGAUCAGCGUUGUUUGUACGAUUUUUGUCGGGGAAACAAAGCCCCUGAGAUAGACAAAGUAGACUUGGCUGGAGCAUUAUAAUCAUAAGGCAAAAUAAAAUGUCAUAGUCGUUAUAGAAUUCUAAGGUUACGCAUAAGUUCCCUCUGGAGUGAGCACUAGGUAACAUUUCGAGGACAUAUGUACCUACACCUUCAACGUGAAGCUACUCAUUCAUCUCAUCUCAGGCACGCAAGGGAUACGCAGGGACCUAGUAUCUACCCCUGAGGAUCGUACCUAUGUAAGGCGACUUAAUAGGAACAACAUGAUGGCAGGUUUUAUAUUACCUUUUCCCGGGGAUGCAUGUAAGGAGGCAUCAUACGCCUAUCUGUCUGCUCUCAGGGGCCACGUUAUUAUCUCUAUAGUAUGCGGUUAGUUCCGCUCACUUCGAUCAAACAAUGAAGGUGGGUGGGUGUCAGGGUCGGAAAAUGCCUAUCCCCUAUUCCAUAGUAUGUAGAUAAUAGACUGCAGAUAGGGACA